Molecule: messenger RNA, 1521 nt
Organism: Lottia gigantea (owl limpet)
Lineage: Eukaryota; Metazoa; Mollusca; Gastropoda; Lottiidae
Exons: 9
Coding region: 1-1521 (506 amino acids)
Biological process (GO): autophagy of peroxisome; fatty acid metabolic process
Molecular function (GO): fatty-acyl-CoA binding
Source: RefSeq, a predicted model, not a curated record
AUGGCGGAUACAACUGCUAAAACAAAAUUCGAUGCUGCUGUAAAAGUGAUCCGUGGAUUGCCCAAGAAUGGCACAUUUCAACCGUCUCAUGAAUUGAUGUUGAAAUUUUAUGGUUUUUAUAAACAGUCAACUGAAGGACCCUGUACACAGAGUAAACCUGGAUUCUGGGAUGUGGUGAACAAAGCAAAAUGGGAAGCUUGGAACAAGUUGGGAGAUAUGCCUAAAGAAGAGGCCAUGCUGAGUUAUGUUGAUGAGUUAAAAAGUAUUAUAGAAGCCAUGCCCCAAACGAAAGAAGUUGGACAUUUUCUGGAUAAAUUAGGAUUUUUCUAUGAAGUGGUGGAUGAGAAAGAUGAAGUACGGUCAUCUUCCAUGAAGAAAUUAGGUAAUGGUGAUAUACAACAUGAUGGCCAGGAUAGUGAGGGUGAAGAACAAGAAAUAGAAACUGAAUCUAAUGUGUCAUGGAAUCAAGACGCAGAAUUAGAUCCAGAUUUUAACCAUUCGACUGCCGUAGAAGAAAUAAUGAGGAAGUCAGAGUUUAUAAAUGGUAACCAGAAACAUAUCACAGUCUCAGAAUAUCAGACAACUCAUAGUAAAGUUUCUUUUGAUAAUCAGCGUCCUAAUAUAAAUUGUAAGAGAGAAGAAAUACAUGUGAAUGGAGGAAUGAAUGGAGUGGAAGAAAGUGGUAGUGAAUCAGAUGAAUUCUGUGAUACAUCAGAUGAACCAAUUCAGGACCCAGUAGUGAAUGGAGAUAUCAGUAUGCAGCUCAAUACUUCAACUCCCAUAUCAAAAACAGGACACCAUGUUAGAUUCAGUGAUGUUGUUGACACGCCAGUUCUUCAUUCAAAUCAAACUUCAAGAAACUCUCAGCAUCGUGAUCUCCGUCUUGGACUAUUGUCAAACUCCGUGCCUUUUGCUGCUAAAACUAAAAAAGAAGCAAUGCUCUCAGACAGUCUACUAGUAAAUGCAACAUCGAAUGACUCGUUGAACCUGUCUACAGAUAGUCAGUUAGGUGUUAGUCUUCAUCAUCCAGACAACAGUAUUUUAAACCAAUCAGAAUGUGAAUCUGUGAUGUCAAGGGGAGGUGGAAAUGUUCAGAAAGGUCAAGGGUCGUUCCCUGUAUCAUCAGAUAGUUUCAAUGAUUCUGUCGGCAGUAGAGGGAAUAGCGGAAAUGUUUCUGGAAGUAGACGUGGGUUAUUUAAUACUAAUUCAGGGGGGUCAGGUGAAGAUGGUGAUGACGUUCUAAGAGGUCGUAACUAUAGUGAUUUAAAUGAACAAAUAGCUGUAGCCUUGGUGAGAUUACAACAAGAUAUGAAUGGUGUCUUAUCCAGGUUGACCAAUUUAGAGGCCAUGACAGAAAGACAAAAUCAGGAACGUGAAAGGAAAGAACUUCAGAAAAAGUCUCAAUGGUGGCCUUUUGGUAAUCUUUCCAAAAGAACGGCAGCUUUUAUAUUUGUUUGGCCUUUCGUAGCACAUUUUAUUAUAGCUUUAGUUUGCAAGAGAAAAAGGUAUCAUUGGUUUUGA